AUGGCAUCAUUCUACUCAGCCUUCAGUUUCCUUCCACAAACAGUCAGUUUUACAUCAGAUGAAGGUAGUGUGGAGGAUGUAUCUGAUGCAGGGGGACCCAGGCGUGAAUAUUUCCGACUUCUCUGGCAGUCUGUCAUUGAGUCCAGUGGUCUUGUUACAGGUUGCCGUAAUAGAGGAUAUACUUUGCGCCCUAAUUAUGGUGCCCAGGCAAGAGGGGAAUAUAUAGCUUUGGGUAUUAUGAUGGCCACAGGGAUUAUACAGGGUUCGGAAGCACCUGCACUAUUUGUUCCCUCAAUGGUGGAUGCAAUUGUGGGAACUUCAACAGUCAUAAGUCAGGUUGAUGAUGUGGUAGAAGAAUACUAUCACCAACAGCUAAACGAGGUUGAAAAUGCAACUUGCGACAAUGAAGUUAGAGAAGCAGUUGACAAAAAUAGAUGGUGGGAAGAGAUAGAUGGAAUAAUGUCGAGGGUAACAAUGGAUAAUAAGGAGGAAUUUAUUGGAGUUGCAGCCUCUUAUCUGACCACACUCAGAUGCAGCUCAAUGAUCACUGAUUUGAAGAAGGGGCUGGAAACAUAUGAUAGUAUAUUUGUGAUAUCAAUUUAUCCAGUAUAUGUUGGUAUACAAGGCAGUUUAUACGUGUAUUAUAUAUUAAACAAUGAACUGGAGACAGUCCUUAAAGAAGGAGAUGUUAUUCUUACAACGACAAUGAAUGAGUUCAUCAGAGAAUUAGAGCCAAAACAUAUCCUUGUUUUUGCAACAGGAUCAAGCAGAAUACCCACAACUGGGUUCCAUCCAAAACCUGCGGUGACAUUUCACCAUGACAAUACACAAUACUUUCCAUGUGCAGUGACUUGUUCAAAUGAGUUGCAGUUGUUUGUAAAUGCUGCAAAUACCAAUCUGUAUGUAUUUGCAAGUAACUUUUUGGUUGGGUUGAUGAAUGGAGGUACUUUCAGUAAAUGUUAA
This is a messenger RNA of Mytilus trossulus (common blue mussel), 963 nucleotides long. Its product is annotated as G2/M phase-specific E3 ubiquitin-protein ligase-like. The record is from RefSeq and is a predicted model, not a curated record. Lineage: Eukaryota; Metazoa; Mollusca; Bivalvia; Mytilida; Mytilidae. Gene Ontology annotation, molecular function: ubiquitin-protein transferase activity. The coding region runs from base 1 to 963 and encodes 320 amino acids. The transcript is spliced from 6 exons.